AUGGAAGAGCCACGCGUUAGUCACUUACAAGGAGCGAAGAGGAUUCUUAGAUAUAUCAAAGGUACACUGACUGAUGGAAUUUUUUAUGCUAGUAAUAAUGAAGUGGAACUUGUUGGAUACACAGAUAGUGAUUGGGUUGGAGAUAUUGAAACAAGAAAAAGCACGUCACGAUACGCAUUUCAUUUGGGCACAGGUGCAAUUCCAUGGUCUUCAAAGAAACAACCGGUUGUUACACUUUCUACCGCUGAAGCAGAAUAUAUUGCAGCAGCCGGUUGUGCUACUCAAACAAUAUGGAUUAGAAGAAUAUUAGAAGUGAUACAUCAGAAGCAGAAUAAUCCUACAAAGAUAUAUUGUGACAACAAGUCAGCUAUUACGCUGAGUAAGAAUCUGGUGUUUCAUGGACGUUCCAAGCAUAUUGAUAUUCAGUUUCACAAGAUAAGAGAGUUGAUAGCUGAGAAGGAAGUGGUGAUCGAGUAUUGUCCCGCUGAAGAACAAAUUGCAGAUAUUUUUACAAAACCAUUGAAGAUUGAGUCAUUUUACAAGUUGAAGAAGAUGCUUGGAAUGAUAAAUUUGAGAACUUGA
Messenger RNA from Lathyrus oleraceus (garden pea), 582 nucleotides. RefSeq names its product secreted RxLR effector protein 161-like. The transcript has a single exon. The record is from RefSeq and is a predicted model, not a curated record. Lineage: Eukaryota; Viridiplantae; Streptophyta; Magnoliopsida; Fabales; Fabaceae. The coding region runs from base 1 to 582 and encodes 193 amino acids.